Acaulospora colombiana is the source of this 1323-nucleotide messenger RNA. The record is from the annotation of a GenBank genome assembly. NCBI's taxonomy places the organism in Eukaryota, Fungi, Glomeromycota, Glomeromycetes, Diversisporales, Acaulosporaceae.
AUGGACGAUAUGUUACCAAAUGGACUCCUCUUUCCAAACCUAGCAGAAUUUUUCCAGGAUUUGCCUUCUGCCAAAGAACCCGGCUCCACUAUGUCAAUUGAUCAAGCCGGUCCCGUCAUAGUUCGACCCUUUCCUGACAUACAAACCUACAUAGGCGUUCACUUUCAGCAUACGAUUCCCACCACCCCUUACUACAUAGUAUUGCCUGAUGGCGGAGACACCAAUAGAUUACUCUUCUCGGCAAAUUUUGAUCCGCCGAGUACAGGGAAGUGGGUUCGGUUCGAUGAAAAAUCACGAAAAUUAAUUGGAAAACCGUCCGAGAAUGCAAAUAGAAAUACCACGGUUCUCUUGCACAUCUCCGAUCCCAUCGGUGGUAGCACAGAUACUACCAUGCACAUUCUUGUUUCAAAUUGUGUGGGUGAAAUGUGUGCUAAUUACAUUCCGCGAGAGAUUUUGGUCGUUAUUAUCACGUUGUCGGUUGCCUUUGGAGUCUGCUUGCUGUCAAUAUUUGGAUUUAUCUUGUUUAAGAGAACAAGAGAUAAGAGAUCAUCUGCACGCAAACCAUUUGCGUCAACCAACGAGAAUCUAUCGACCAUUAAUAGAAGAGAAUCUAAUGGUGGAAGGUCUCACGAGAGCAUGCAAAUUUAUAGAAACAGAGACUUUCCAAUUCCAUCGAUCGAAUCAGAUGUACAACAAAGGAAUGGUCAAGUUGUAAUGUAUAAUUUCGAAAAUAUCGCAAUAUUGAAUGGCGAUGGAUUGUUGUAUCCGGAAAUUUCGAAUGUUGAAACUCGAACACCUCAGAAGGUUGAAAGAGACACCCCCUCAUCCAACUUCGCCUCAAUCAAUAGCAAACGGCAUGUCGUUUGCAAGGAAGAUUCCGACUCUUCUUUGUAUUCUCAUUCAUCUGCCACUGCCUCAUGUGACAAUGUUUCACAAACCAUGACACUUUCAGGCAUAAAGCAGAUUUCGACUCCCGAGGAUUGUACGCCCGUCAUUCCUACCAUGCUUUACGCGAAACCCGAAAAUUUUUUUUCUCAUCAAGUCAAAUACCCUCUCCCGUCGCUGAAUUAUUAUCGACGCCAAGAGUUCACGGCGGUCACUGAUCCUGAUGAUGGUCCACUUCCUAAAUGGUUGCAUUUUCACAAGAUACAAAUGAAAUUUUCGGGAGUGCCUUCCCAACUCGACAUUGGACAGACCAAGAUUAAAGUUUUAAAAAUUGACAGAGAUUUAAGUUCGCAAGAUGAUAAUAUUAAUUAUUUGGAUUGUAAUUUCAAGGUGGUGGAGAAAAUUUUGUUAAUCGUUGAGGGUAAUGACGAUGCUUGA